Bursaphelenchus okinawaensis is the source of this 1276-nucleotide messenger RNA. The record is from the annotation of a GenBank genome assembly. Lineage: Eukaryota; Metazoa; Nematoda; Chromadorea; Rhabditida; Aphelenchoididae.
AUGAGUUGGUUUAGUUUUAUAACCCUAAAUUACAUUACUUUUGUGUGUUUUGUGUUGAUUCAAGUCUUUGGUAUGUUAAUAUUGUGCUGUAAAGAAAGUUCUUGCUAUUUUUUGUUUUGUAAAGAAAGUUCUUGCUAUUUUACGUUUUGUAAAAGAAGUUCUUACUAUUUUUUUUUUUGUAAAGAAAGUUUUUGCCAUUUUACGUUUUGUAAACAAAGUUCUUGCCAAUUUACCAAUUUUUAGCCCUGUUGGUAUGUUCCAAGCCCAAGCCAGUUGAUUCGGCCAAAGUAAAGCGGAAACACGUUCAACCACAGCGAAAGAGAGUCGUAGUUCGAAGAGAAGUCUUGUCACCAGAUUCAGAAGAAAGAGAGGUCCAACUUGAGUAUUAUGGGUCACAGAAAAGCGACGACUAUCGAUAUCCAUCUUCACUUGAAAACUCGUAAGUAUUUUAGGUAUAGUAAAAGCUGGACUAGGGUAAAGAAAGUAUAGUAGGCUAGGGUAGGGGGCAAGAUAAGAGAGUAAGGUGGGGUAUGGUAGCCUAGGGUAGUGGAGGGGAAUUUUGGUAGAAGUUAGGCAAAGGGAUAAAACAGGUGAGCUUUAUAGGGUACAGUAGCCCUAUAGAAUAGGGUAGGGUAAAUUAAAAAAUUUCACACAUACAAGCCUUUCAGAACCCAAUUGGAUAACCACCAUCAGCUGAAGACGUGUGAAGGAGAACCCUCGACGCAAGAAAGUGCUGACACAGCCACGUUACCGACGAGUAAAGAGCUAGAAAAACCUAAAAAGGGGGGUGGUUUCAAUUGGUUCAAGAAAACAACGAAUAAGAAACAUACGACAAUGAAGACACAGACCGAGGAGCCGGUUAUUACUGGACUUGAAAAGUAGGUUAAUAUAGGAAUUUUUGGUACUCCUAGGCUUACAAAUGGUACUAGUGGUACUAAAAUUUGUUUUUAAACCUUGUAGGUAAUUUUGAAGCUGAAAACCAUGUAUUUAUAGAAUUGUACUAGUGGUACCAUAAAAAAUCCAAAAUAGUACUAUUGGUACCAAAUUUUGAAUUUUUAAAAAUAAUUAAAAAAUACAUUUUAAGCUUAAAUUAAAGUCUUUUAACUCCCAAUUUUUCAGUUCACACAAAGAACAAAAGGAACAACACAGAGUACAGCCAAUGGCCAAGAAAAAACGGGUUCGGCCGCUGAAAGAAGCCCAUCGACCAAAAUCACCAACUCCACCCGCCGAGACCCAAAAAACGAAAACUCACGACGUUUUUGUAGAUUGUCCAUAA